Messenger RNA from Erinaceus europaeus (western European hedgehog), 4856 nucleotides. RefSeq names its product thioredoxin related transmembrane protein 3 (gene TMX3). Gene Ontology annotation, molecular function: protein disulfide isomerase activity. Gene Ontology annotation, biological process: peptidyl-cysteine oxidation. The transcript has 17 exons. NCBI's taxonomy places the organism in Eukaryota, Metazoa, Chordata, Mammalia, Eulipotyphla, Erinaceidae. The coding region runs from base 146 to 1618 and encodes 490 amino acids. Gene Ontology annotation, cellular component: endoplasmic reticulum. The record is from RefSeq and is a predicted model, not a curated record.
CGCCUGCGCAGUAGCGGCGGCCCGCGGUGUCCUGGGAGGGUGCGGAGGCCGCCCGCCCCGCCUCCGCUCUCGCCGCUGCUUCCCUUUGGCUCCAGGCGGCCACUUCCCUCUCUGGCAGCACGGGCGGCAGUUGCUUGGUCUCUUCAUGACCGCUUUCCCUGCUGUGAGCAUGGCGGCUCGGAGACGCAGGGCUUCCCUGCGCCUCUGCGCCACAGUGUUUUUACUUGACGUGGCUUUCUGUAAAGGAUUUGUAGAAGAUCUAGAUGAAUCUGUUACAGCCUUAGUCACAAGACAUGCCGGGAGUAGGUCUACUUCACAUCAGGUCCCGCAGAUGUUCACGACGCGUGACCAGAAAUUUAAAGACAACCGAAAAGAUGACAUUUGGCUUGUAGAUUUUUAUGCACCCUGGUGUGGCCACUGCAAAAAGCUCGAGCCAGUCUGGAAUGAAGUCGGUCUGGAGAUGAAGAGCAUCGGGUCUCCAGUGAAAGUGGGGAAGAUGGACGCCACGUCCUACUCUAGCAUGGCUUCAGAGUUUGGCGUUCGAGGUUAUCCAACAAUUAAGCUAUUAAAGGGGGACUUGGCAUAUAACUACAGAGGACCACGGACUAAAGAUGAUAUUAUUGAGUUUGCUCACAGAGUCUCUGGGGCACUAAUUCGACCACUUCCAAGCCAGCAGAUGUUUGAACACGUGCAGAAGAGGCACCGUGUUUUCUUUGUCUAUGUAGGUGGAGAGUCCCCUUUGAAGGAGAAAUAUAUAGAUGCUGCUUCGGAAUUAAUUGUGUAUACGUACUUCUUCUCUGCCUCUGAAGAAGUGGUUCCUGAGUAUGUGACACUAAAAGAGAUGCCCGCUGUCCUGGUCUUCAAAGAUGAAACCUACUUCGUCUACGACGAGUACGAAGACGGUGACCUGUCUUCCUGGAUCAGUAGAGAGAGGUUUCAGAAUUACCUGACGGUGGACGGCUUCCUCCUGUACGAGCUUGGAGACACUGGAAAGCUUGUGGCUAUUGCAGUUAUUGAUGAGAAAAAUACAUCAGUUGAACAUACCAGAUUAAAGUCAAUCAUUAAGGAAGUUGCCAGAGAUUACAGAGACCAAUUCCACAGGGACCUUCAGUUUGGCCAUAUGGAUGGAAAUGACUAUAUAAACACCUUGCUGAUGGAUGAACUGAACAUCCCCACGGUAGUUGUCCUGAACACUUCCAACCAGCAGUACUUUUUACUGGACAGACAGAUCCAGAGUGCUGAAGACAUGGUCCAGUUCAUCCACAGCAUCCUGGACGGCACAGUGCAAGCCCAAGGAGGUGAUAGCAUUUGGCAGAGACUGAAAAGAAUCGUAUUUGAUGCCAAAUCUACAAUUGUGUCUAUCUUCAAGAGCUCUCCGCUGAUGGGCUGCUUUCUCUUUGGCCUGCCACUGGGUGUCAUCAGUAUCAUGUGUUACGGAAUCUACACAGCCGACACCGAUGGAGGCUACAUAGAGGAACGGUACGAGGUGCCCAGGAGUGAAGUUGAGGGCCAGGACCCCAAAGAAGAGAGCAAGGAGCCUCUGGAGCCACGGAGCCAAGACGCCCUGGCGCCCCCUCAUCAGGAACCCAAGGAUGUGCUGGAAAAGAAGACAGACUGAGGUUCCACGAGGACAGAAUGUUGGCUGGAAUUUGCAGUUACUCCAGAGUAUUUAUUGAAUUUUGACAGUGAAUCAUGAUCUUUACAGAAGAGACCCUGUUAUUUGUAUUUCAGUGAUACCAUCUGCAUGGAUUCAAAUAGUCCUUACUUCCUGGGGGAGGUAGGUGUGUGGGGCAGAGGAGAAACAUUUGUCUAAAAUAAAGUCAAAACACCUCAUCAGUUCCCCUACUAGAUGUUGUAACAGAUCAAUUCUACUUGCAUGUCUCUCUAUGCUGAAAAUAAGAUUCUUGGGCAGAAUUAUUCAAUUUUGUCAGUCAAGUAGAAGAUACAUGUUUGGACUAGAAUAGUAAUUACUCCAUCUCUGACCAUCCAUUCUCCCCACAUCUUUUAGAUAAGAUUUAUAUGGGCAAAAUUAAGUCUUUAAAAUAGAGUCACUUUACAGAGAACUAAUAACUUUUCCACAGAUGAAAUUAAGAUGACAUGAAUAAAGGGAAUUUGGGUUUAUAGAGCAUAGUGAUUUUAUUUUGCUAGUUAGUAUUUUUAAAGCAGAGGAAAUAUAAAGAAGUAUCUUAACUGUAUACUCAGCUCGCUACUAUAAAAUUUUCAUAUGGGUCUAAAAAAUGUGUGUGAAGGGGGCAUAGCUUUGUUUAAUCUUUGUAGCAUAGAAAGGCUUUACUUGGAGUAAUCAGCCUUGCCCUGGGUGUGUGUGUCUGUGUGUUUCCCCCCCUUUUUUUUAUAGAGACAGAAAGUCAGAGAGAGAGGAAGAGAGAGAGAGAGAAUGAGAAUGUGUGUAAAAGACCACAGCACUGAAGCUUCCUUCAGUGCCUGGAGGCACAUUCGAAUUGGACUGUGCACAGGUCAAAGCAGCACACUGUUCAAAGUGAGCUGUUGUGCCAGCCUGCCCCGAAACUCUCAGCGAGAAAGUCAGUGGUCCUACAGAAAGGAAGGGAAGGGGUCUUUGUAUCUCCUGCCCUUCUUUACAGUAACACUUUGUGCUAUUUUUUUUUUUUAUCAGGAUAUCUUCUGUUGUAAAAUUUUCCUUUGACUAAAAAGCUCCUUUUUUUUAAGUAAUAUAUUUCAUUUUGGUUUUAUGACAUUGUAACUUGUGAUCUAGUGUGUAUGUGCAUACAUGCACAUUUGUAUGUGCACAGACCAUUUACUCACAUUGAUCUAUUCAUGUAAUACCCCGGGCUUGUCAUAUGUUCAGGCUGAGUAAUGAGUGGCUUAAUCUACAGGCAAAAUAUUCUUGCCUGUGACUUAAAGAGCUCUCGUCUGCCGUUACCUUCUCCAUCUGCAGCCCUCUCAACCAUUCUCAGUAGUGGGCUCUCAUCUUGUAUAUAUGACGGUAAAAUGGAUGGAGGGUGUCUGUUUCAAGUAAAGUAGAGCUUUAUUAUUUCAUUAAGUGACAGUAUGGUGUGUUUUAUUGUAAAUCAUUUCUGAGGUCUGCAUUUUUAAGUUUCUGCUUCUUAUUAGGUAGCUAUUAUUUGAGGGAUUGUUCACUAUUGAAUUUUUUAAAUGUUUCAUCACACUCAGAGUAUACAAUUCAUGGUCCUGACACUGAAGCUGUCCCAGGGCUUUCGUCCCCAAGGGCAGCCUUUAGCUGGCUCUAAUGGCCCACUGAUCACAAAGUUGAAAUUCUUGUAUCUCUAGUACUAGGCAUUAUUGGUGACUUUAAUUAUACCCAUGUGCUCUUCUCCUAUUUAAUAACCCACACCUGAAUGCUUGACACUCCACUAUCAUUCUCUUCAGUUGUAAAACACAUACACGGUUACAGUAAUUUUCAGAAAAUACUAGAAUAAAAUGAUCUUCGAUAGAACUCGAAGGAAUAUUCUGCCGAUUGACCGGGUAGAUUCUUUCCUAAAGAGUGCCGAGAAAUUCAUUGGGAAGAUAAAUGGUGACGCUCCCAGUGGUCAAGGUGGUGUUGGCAGCAGUGCAAACACAGAGCCUCCCUUGAGUCCUGGAAGGAACUUAGAACUCAGCUGCCACUAGAGGCAGUGCCGCAGUGUUGUGGACAAUGUCACUGCCCUGCCUUCACGUUUUUGGCUCAUCUGCACGCCUUUGUCUUUCAUCAAGCACCACUUAUAAGCAAAAGACCUCAAAGAGGAAGAGAGUAACUCAGUAGGCACCAAACAAACGUUGGAUCAUCAUCCUUUGAGUUCUGGGCUUUUCUUGUCUUUGAAAGCUUUUGUGUUCUGCUCUCCUUUUCAUGAUUUUGUCAUCAUGGCUCAUUUCCUGUGUGUGUGCUCAGGAUUGUGUCGUUGGGAGUACACAGUGUGUAGAAGGACUGUGAGUACUUUCCUUUUAUAUAAAAAUACGGCUUUUUACUUGUUUUUAUGUUGUUGGACUACUCAAAACAGAUUGAGAAUUUUUGCUCACUUGUACACUUUUCCCUUCAAUGUGAUUAUUGAGACUUCCUAGAAGUCCUAUUCCCACUUCAGGAAACAUUACGUCAACAUAAAGGUGGACUUCUUAAACUAGUAGAGGAUUGGUAUGCUAACUCAGUGAUGUACUUAUUAUGAUUACAUGUCGAGAGGGGAGCAUACCAGUUGGGUUUUUUUCCAUUAAGUUCCAAUAAAAUUCCAUUUCUAACAAAGACGUAGAUGCAUCCUAUUACUUCAUUUAAAGAUGUCUCAACAAAGGAAGUGCAUUUUUGUUUCAACUUUGUACCCUCAAAGCUUGCAGCCACUCUUGUUUGAUGAUGCACGUGGACAUUUCUCGAGCUACCAUUAUCUGAAACUUGUGUGAGGUAUAUCAAAAUCUGAAUGUCUAGAGAUUGAAGAAAGAGUCUGUAUGAAUAGAACUGUAUUUUUCUUGUACUCAUUUUUGUUGGAAGUAUUUCUUGUAUUUUGUUUCAGGGACUUUUUGUGCUGGUUUUGCAAAGAGUAGCUUAAACUGUUUUCACCAUUGCUUCAUGUGUGAUACAAAGGUAGACUGGGGGAGAAAAUCAUUUUGCUGUUCUUAUCAUGCAGAGCCUGUUCCGUUACAACCAUAUGGGAUAUUAAGACUAUCAGCUGGUGGGAUUCGGUUUGCCUUUUAUUUUUAUAAAUAUAUAUUUUUCCUGAAUGUGUCGAGUCCAAGAGUGGGCAAAAAUAAUAAUAAUAAUAAUAAUUUUCUACUUUGGACUAAUCUAUAAAGGUUUUUUGAAAAGUCUGUAUUACUAACUUGUUGAACUUAAGAUACUACCCUGCCUUGUGGCAUCAACUGUAAACCUGUGUUUUCUAAAAUAAAUUGAAAAUAUG